AAGCGGCCAGAAAGACGAUUUUCAAUUUAUUCAUUUUAUUGAUAACGUUAUGACUGAGCUGUUCAACAUUUGCACGUUCUUUUUGAUCGAAUUUUAUUACUCCUGAAUCGAAUAUUUUAUUCAAUUAUGAGCAUCCAUGAAAUGAUAGCUCCAGCUUCAAACAAUGACCCUCUAUGGAACCUACUCGUAAUUGUUGAAGACCUAGUCAGCUCGAUAGCAAAAUUUGGCUUAGUUUUUACAGUGGGUUUUAUAGGCUUCCACCUUACAGUACGCAUAAUUCGGUCACUCAUUUCCAAAUUGUACAAAAUGUACAAGAGAAGAAAACCAGAGGAUCCGGAAGUAAUACGGGAAAGCAUUAGGCAGCACUUCAAAAAUAUUAUGGAGACAUAUCCGUUAGAACAAGUCGAACAAUUUGUGGAUGUGGUAGAGGAGAUGGCAGAACUACCAGAAGAAUUACAAUACGAUCAUUACAAACGAGGAGUCGAAAGAAUUUUUGGUAUACAGAUGGGACAUUGAUCGCGCAGUAGAAAUCGAGGUUUUAAUAAGUACACCUCAUCGAUCUACCAGAUAGCUAUGUUUCGAAUAUUACGCGAGUUUUCUCAAAUCGAAAAAUUACUAAAUCCGAAUUUUGUGAUGAUACUAGCUUGUAUUUCUAUUCAGGUUAAUUUCUCGUUUUACUUUCUGCAUCAAUUUUGUUUGUAGUAAAUUUUUUUGGAAAAAUCGU
Messenger RNA from Planococcus citri (citrus mealybug), 724 nucleotides. RefSeq lists its product as uncharacterized. Bases 127 to 516 code for a protein of 129 amino acids. The record is from RefSeq and is a predicted model, not a curated record. The transcript is spliced from 5 exons. NCBI's taxonomy places the organism in Eukaryota, Metazoa, Arthropoda, Insecta, Hemiptera, Pseudococcidae.